AAAGAGAGGGAGAGAUGUAUGGAUAUUAAUAUCGCAAAUAAAAAAUAAAAUAAAUUAUGAUUUUUUUUUUAAUUUUAAAUUUCUAUAAUUCAUGCCUUUCAUGGAAAGAGAGCGAAAUCUCAAAAACAAAGAAAAAAACAAAGGCAGUUUAGAGAGAGAAAGCUUGAGAAGGAAAGAGAGAGAGAGAGUGCCGAGGGUUUUUAGUUCGGUAAUGGUGAUUUAGGCCUGAAGGCGACGGGAGGACGGGUGAUUGGAGAAGGGGCUUAUUGGAAUUGAGGGUGAGUUUUUUCAUUGAUGCUCUUCGGUGGGGGAGCUGAUGGUUGGAAAUGGAUCCUGUGCGCGGAGGCUAGCACCGGCGCCGGUGGCGGUGGUGGUGGAGGGAGAAGCGGCUGGCACCUCGGCGGCGGCGUCGGUGGCGGAAGCGGCUUCUGGUCUUGGACUGCUUCCUCCAAUGUCGGCUUAGCCGUCGCCGUCACGGCCAUGGCCGGUAUCGCCUUGGCCGCCACAGUCGUCUACUCUCGUAGGUAAAGCAAUACAAAAAUUCCCAAAAAAAUUACUGAAUCGAAAUCGAAGCCCCUAAUUCGUUGUGAGAGCAAAACCCUAGAUUCUUCAAUAGCUAGAUAGAUUGAUAGGUAGACAAAAACACACAUAGAUGAUUACGCAUCAGAAACAACCAAUGAAAGCCCUACGGCGGAGUCACACUUCUUCUAAUCCACCUCCACCGUCAAAUUCCACAUCUUCACCGUCGUCAAAUUCAACAUCUUCACCGUCGUCAAAUUCCACAUCUUCACCGUCACCGUCGUCGUCAUGGAUUCAUUUGCGAUCGGUUUUGUUAGUCGUUGCUUCCUCGUCUUCCACACCAGUUUCCACUGAUCGGGGCAGUCUUAAAUCACCUUGGUCCCGUAGGAGAAAAAAACAUGCCCUUCUACCCAAACAAUGGAAAAGUUUAUUUACACCAGAUGGGAAACUCACUGAUGGGGGUCUCAAGUUUUUAAAGAAAGUUCGCAGUGGAGGUGUUGAUCCAAGUAUUCGAGCUGAAGUGUGGCCGUUUCUUCUUGGAGUGUAAGUAUUUUCAUAUCUAUGCGAUUGCUUUAAUGCUUCAAGUUUUGUAUUUGUUAAGAACUUCUUGUUAAAGUGAUGACUGGUUGCCUGGUCCUGGGGAAUGCUUGGUUUGGGGAGCCUUGCAGGUGUCUGCUAUGAAUUAUGAUGAAUUUUUCAUCCAUCACCCAGAUGUACUUUUAGUCUUUUCUGGUGUGCCUUAGCGCUGUGUUUUCCGAGUGCUUUGGAAUACAUACACAUUUUAUUUGAUUUUUUUCUUUGGUUUCAUUAUGUACAUCCUGUGUGAUUUUCCUAGUGGCUAUGAUUUGGUACAAUGGGGAGAGGGAUGAAAAACCUAAAUGUGUUUGUUUUAAGUUCCAACAAUUAUUAAAGCCGGGACCCCCAUGCAUUGUAUGUUCUGUUUUUAUGGAUGUUUUAGUCUUGAUUAACUUG
Messenger RNA from Malus domestica (apple), 1491 nucleotides. The record is from RefSeq and is a predicted model, not a curated record. Lineage: Eukaryota; Viridiplantae; Streptophyta; Magnoliopsida; Rosales; Rosaceae.